AUGGGACUGGCAGAUUAUGGCCAUAUGGGGGAGUUUGCUACAGGCCUUCUGAUACAGGAAAUGGCCAACGAGGCAGCUAAAGAUAACCCAGGAAAUCUGGCUCUAGACAUUGCAACAUCCCAGAUUUCCACAAUCACACAAAUUCUAAUUACACAAAAGAAGGUUGGUCAGAUGGAAUCAUUGCAGGAUCAAGACCUGGACUCUGACUUCCUGGCACAAACAGAGUUCUGUUCCUAUGUUUCCAGCUGUCACAAGGUUAAAUACCUUUCAGGAGGCAUCAAGGUCAAUGGAGAACGACUAAAGAGUUCGGUGGUAACCUAUGUGACCACCAUCUGCAGUGGGAGCCUGCCCUGCAUAGAGAAUGCUGUCCUGGCUUUGUCCCAGACAGAGAAUGCUGCUGCAGUGCAGAAGGCCAUUGCCCACUAUGACCAGUAGGUGAGCCAGAAGUUGCAGCUGCCCACAGAGACCCUCCAGGAGCUGAUGGAACUGCACAGGGCCAGUGAGAAAGCCAUCAAGAUAUUCAUGGAUAAUUCCUUUAAAGACGUUAAUCAAGUGUUCAUGACACAAUUAGUGACCGAGCUAGAAACAACACAAGAGGAAUUCCUUAAGAAGAAUCUACUGGCAUCCUCAGAUCGCUACUCAGCUCUGCUUCCGGAUAUUUUCAGUCCACUAGAAGAAAACAUGAAGCAGGGGAUUAAUUACAUACCAUGGGUAUUUCCCCCUGUUUUUCUGAAUACACAGAAGCUGAAGAAAAAGAACUAUGAAAAACCCAGGAAGGGGGUUCAGGACCUUCAAACCCAGCAGUCUGCAGAGAUCUACAUGGAACAUGAGAGACCCAUAUGUGAGAAAGUUCUGCAGAAAUUUUUGCAGUCCAAGGAUGAUGUGACUGACGCAAUUCUACAAAUAGACCAGGAGCUGAGAGUGAAGGAAAAGGAGAGUGAAGUGGAGCGUAUGAAAGCUGAAGCUGCGCAGGCUACAGCAAAAAUGCAGGAGGAAAUGCAACAGAAGAUUGAACAGUUGCUGAAACAGAAAGAGAAGAGCCAUGAGGAGCACAUGAAACAGUUGACUGAGAUGAUGGAGAAGGUACAGGCCCAGAUGAGAGAAAUGCAACAGAGGAAUGAACAGUUGCAGCAACAGAUAAAGAAUCAAGAGGAGCACAUGAAACAGUUCACUGAGGUGAUGGAGAAGGCACAGGCCCAGAAUGAGAAAAUGCAGGAGAAGAAUAAAAAGUUGAUGCAACAGAAAAAGAAGUUUCAUGAGGAGCACAGGAAACAGUUGACUGAGAUGAUGGAGAAGGCACAGGCCCAGAAUAAGAAAAUGCAACAGUUGGUUGAACAGUUGCUGCAACAUAAAGAGAAGAGUCAUGAGAGGCACAUGAAACAGCUGACUGAAGUGAUGGAGAAGUCACAGGCCCAAAUGAAAGAAAUGCAACAAAGGAAUGAACAGUUGCUGCAACAGAAAGGAGAGAGUGAUGAGGACCACAGGAAAGAGUUGACUGAGAAGGUAGAUGAAGCACAGGCCAAGCUGAGAGAAUUGCAGGAGAAGAAUGAACUUUUGCAGCAUCAGAAAAAGCGUCAAGAGGAACAGCUGACUCAGGAAAAAAGGAAGAGACAUCAUGAAUAUGAGCACCUUCGCCUGACAGCUGGCACCAGACGCCAAACUGGGCGAACACUCGGCUUCAACGUUCCUUGCUCCCAGGCAAAAUCCAGUGUUGCUCCUUUCUGGAGACUUUACUGCCUCUUUCCCGAGGGCUUUGGUGCUCCUUUACCAGCGACCUAUCUCCUCUUUCCCGAGGACCUUGGUGCUCCUUUACCAGAGACCUAUCUCCGCAUUCACCGCGGACUUUACAGUUCCACUUACCUUGGGAACUUACUGGCGCUGCCCUGA
Messenger RNA from Cricetulus griseus (Chinese hamster), 1887 nucleotides. The record is from RefSeq and is a predicted model, not a curated record. NCBI's taxonomy places the organism in Eukaryota, Metazoa, Chordata, Mammalia, Rodentia, Cricetidae.